Molecule: messenger RNA, 1347 nt
Organism: Penicillium brevicompactum
Lineage: Eukaryota; Fungi; Ascomycota; Eurotiomycetes; Eurotiales; Aspergillaceae
Product: KilA-N domain-containing protein
Exons: 5
Coding region: 1-1347 (448 amino acids)
Biological process (GO): mitotic telomere tethering at nuclear periphery; meiotic attachment of telomere to nuclear envelope
Cellular component (GO): nuclear membrane complex Bqt3-Bqt4
Molecular function (GO): DNA binding
Source: RefSeq, a predicted model, not a curated record
AUGUCGCGCACACUCCCUAAAGAUCUCAACCCUUGUAUCGCCGCAGAGGUUGCUCCUGCCUAUGAGGACCUCCUCACGCGCCGUCGUCUUGGAAAAACCAAUCUCUCGGUCAAGCCUUCUCAGAUUGGAACCUCAAAUGCGACCAAACGUGAGAACCUGGGCGUGUUUGAGUACGCGCACCUGCGUGCUCCACUGCCAAAGGACCUGAAGGGCUCAGAGAUCUUUCCCUCACACAGUCUGGGGCAACAGCCCGAAACCUACUUUUUGAUGCGACGCAGCAAAGAUGGCUUUGUCAGUGCGACUGGAAUGUUCAAGAUCGCAUUCCCCUGGGCCAAGACUGAGGAGGAGAAGAGUGAGCGCGAAUACCUGAAGGCGCGCGAGCACACCAGCGAGGAGGAAGUUGCUGGCAAUGUGUGGAUCUCUCCCGCAUUUGCCCUCGAGCUUUCCAAGGAGUACAAGAUGUACGAAUGGGUGCGAGCUUUGCUAGACCCCACCGACAUUGCCCAAAGCCCUGCCAGCGCAAAGAAGCAGAUUACGCCCCCUCCCAAAUUUGAACUGCCCGCCGAUGAGCCAAUUCUCGGCCAACAGCCAACUCACCGCUACCGCAGAGGUCGCUCCGCUUCCCCCAGCAAGUCGUCUCCCCGCAAGUCUCGCACCACUCGUAUCACAAAGGAUGUCACUAGCACACCCUCCACAAGUGCCGCAAAUGCCAGCUUGCAGUCCACACUAGACAUCUCGGUCUCGGGCACAGGCCUGGAUGCGGAUGCCAUUCCCGAGCUGGGAGCCGACGUUGAGCCCGAAACCAAGUCCUCAGGAUCGCCAUCCAAGAAGCCUCGAGCCCGCAAGACCAGAGCUUCUACUGCUGAGCUUGAGGAGGAGAACCAGGAAGAGAAGAAGGAGAAAAAGGAAAAGAAGAAGGCUGAGAAGAAAGAAAAGAAAAAGGAUGAAAUUAAGGAGGAGCAAGCAGUUGAGGUUGCGGAGGUUACCGAAACCACCGAGGAUACCCAGCCAGCCCAGCCCACUGUUUCUCUCGAUCUGCCUAUCAGCCUCCCUGAAGUGCCGUCUGCUGCCGAGACUCAGGAAAUGAUUGCCAAGGCCAAGGAUAUGGUGGAGGACGCCAUUAAAUCACAAGCUAAGGGCACUCCUCUCGAGACAACUGUCACAGCGACGAAGAAGCGCAAGCCCGAAGAUGAUGACGACGAGGAGACUUCAGCGGAAUCCGCUCAGCGGGCAAAGAAGGCCAAGGUGCUCGAGAACAAGCUCAAGCAAGAGCGUGUGCGCAACCGCUCUAUGAUUGGUGUUUCCGUGGCAUUUGCUCUUGCUGCCUCGAUCCCCUACUUCUUCUAA